CUAAUCUUCUGCCCCACCCUGCAUUUUAGCAGAGUCAUUUUGUUUACUACAAUGCCAUCAACACUAUCCUCUUUCCUCCAUAUGGUUCCUUUCUUAUCUAUUCUAGUACUCUCACUCAUGAUUUGUUCUAGUGCUCAGGGUCCACCUUCUCCUGGCUAUUACCUCAGUUCCAAAAUUAGUUCUGUUAACUUUGAUCAAGGGUUUAGAAACCUUUGGGGAGCUCAGCAUCAGAAACUAGACCAAGAUUCAUUAACAAUCUGGCUUGACUCUAACUCAGGGAGUGGAUUCAAGUCACUUCACUCUUAUCAAUCUGGAUACUUUGGUGCUGCAAUUAAGCUUCAACCUGGUUAUACUGCAGGAGUCAUUACAUCUAUCUAUCUUUCAAACAACCAAGACCACCCGGGAAACCAUGAUGAAAUUGACAUUGAGUUCCUUGGUACCACGCCAGAUAAGCCAUAUGUCUUGCAGACAAAUGUAUACAUAAGAGGAAGUGGAGACGGGAAUCUUAUAGGAAGAGAGAUGAAGUUUCAUCUUUGGUUCGACCCAACACAAGAUUUUCACAACUAUGCUAUUCUAUGGAAACCCAGUGAGAUAAUAUUUUUUGUGGAUGAUGUCCCCGUAAGGAGGUAUCCUAGGAAGAGUGAUGCUACAUACCCUACAAGACCAAUGUAUGUGUACGGAUCAAUAUGGGAUGCAUCUUCAUGGGCAACAGAGGAUGGAAAAUACAAAGCUGAUUAUAAAUACCAACCCUUCAUUGGUAGGUACAGAAACUUCAAACUUCAAGGUUGCACCACUGAAAGCCCUGCAUGGUGCCAGCCACCCUCUACCUCAUCAUACAGCCAUGGCAGCCUGAGCCCUCAGCAGUAUGGGGCCAUGCAAUGGGUCCAAAACAAUUACUUGGUCUACAAUUAUUGCCGUGACCCUAGGAGAGACCACACAGUUACCCCAGAGUGUUAAGGGUAUGGUUCAAUUCCAAGUUACAUUUUUUUUACACUUAUGUAUUUUAGUUAUUCAAGGGGUGGUUUUUGUGAUGGUCCCGCUAGCUAAGUGUAAUUGCAAGAGCAGUUGAGAACGUCCAAGCCCCCCCAAUGAUUGGAAUGUUUUUCUUGUUGGUGUAUUUGUAUUGUACUAUUGCUUGGGUCCUAUAUGUUCUUGUUGAAAUAAACUGAUUG
Molecule: messenger RNA, 1172 nt
Organism: Gastrolobium bilobum
Lineage: Eukaryota; Viridiplantae; Streptophyta; Magnoliopsida; Fabales; Fabaceae
Product: xyloglucan endotransglucosylase/hydrolase protein 31
Exons: 4
Coding region: 52-957 (301 amino acids)
Biological process (GO): cell wall biogenesis; xyloglucan metabolic process
Cellular component (GO): apoplast; cell wall
Molecular function (GO): hydrolase activity, hydrolyzing O-glycosyl compounds; xyloglucan:xyloglucosyl transferase activity
Source: RefSeq, a predicted model, not a curated record